UCCCUGUUUCUCUUAUAAAACAUAUGACAAAUCCCCCGAUGUGGAUGAAUUCUAAUAAAGAAUCCUACUAAAAUCAUACUUAUAAAUGUCACAAUUAUUCAGAAAGAUUGCAUAAGUUAUUGCAGUCAUCUUUAAGGGCACUAACAAAUCGCACCGCUUUAUAACAAUGAACUUUGAAGGUAAGGUGGUGCUUAUUACCGGUGCAAGUUCUGGAAUUGGCGCUGGCACCGCCGUUAAAUUUGCUGAACUGGGCGCUUUACUUGUUCUGAACGGGCGCAAUGAGGAAAACUUGAAAGCUGUUGCAAAAAAAUGUGCUGAUGUAGGAAAGGAGCCACAUAUCGUAGUGGCAGAUAUCUCGAAAGAAGCUGAUACAGAGCGUCUUUGGCAAGAAACAUUGAAUAGAUACAAUAAACUUGAUGUGCUAGUUAACAAUGCUGGCAUAAUUGAAAUAGGCAGUAUUGAAAACACUAGCCUACCCCAAUAUGAUAGAGUGAUGAAUACAAAUUUACGUGCAGUGUAUCAUUUAACAAUGUUGGCUGUACCGGAAUUGAUAAAAUCUAAGGGUAAUAUUGUAAAUGUGUCAAGUGUAAAUGGCAUACGUUCUUUCCCCGGUGUAUUGGCUUACAAUAUAUCUAAAAUGGGUUUAGACCAAUUCACUCGUUGUAUUGCUCUAGAAUUGGCUUCAAAAGGUGUACGUGCAAACUGUGUUAAUCCAGGCGUUGUUGUCACAAACAUACAUACGCGUGGUGGAAUGGAUGAAGAGACAUAUAAAAAGUUCUUGGAACAUUCUAAAACUACACACGCUCUUGGGCGGCCAGGUACCGUUGAGGAGGUUGCAAAUGCAAUCACUUUUUUGGCUAGUGACUUGGCUACCUUUACUACUGGAACUAGUUUGUCGGUAGAUGGUGGUCGCCAUGCCAUGUGUCCACGGUGAUGUGAAAGGACACAGCAAAAAAAGAAAUGAUUGUUUUUUAAAUUUAUUUUAAUUUGAUUUUUAUUCUAAGGGUCUUGAUAUAAACUAAUUAAUAAAAUUAAACUAUGUA
Molecule: messenger RNA, 1043 nt
Organism: Ceratitis capitata (Mediterranean fruit fly)
Lineage: Eukaryota; Metazoa; Arthropoda; Insecta; Diptera; Tephritidae
Product: 3-oxoacyl-[acyl-carrier-protein] reductase FabG
Exons: 1
Coding region: 167-934 (255 amino acids)
Molecular function (GO): oxidoreductase activity
Source: RefSeq, a predicted model, not a curated record